Messenger RNA from Diaporthe batatas, 3302 nucleotides. RefSeq names its product AAA family ATPase CDC48. Gene Ontology annotation, molecular function: ATP binding; polyubiquitin modification-dependent protein binding; ATP hydrolysis activity. The transcript is spliced from 4 exons. Gene Ontology annotation, cellular component: nucleus; cytosol; VCP-NPL4-UFD1 AAA ATPase complex. The coding region runs from base 460 to 2919 and encodes 819 amino acids. Gene Ontology annotation, biological process: autophagosome maturation; retrograde protein transport, ER to cytosol; mitotic spindle disassembly. The record is from RefSeq and is a predicted model, not a curated record. Lineage: Eukaryota; Fungi; Ascomycota; Sordariomycetes; Diaporthales; Diaporthaceae.
GAAGGUUCCAACCGCUCAAGCUCGUCAGGGUCUACUUGGACUCAAGCUCAAGCUCGGGCCUCUCUGCGCUCAAGUGGGUCUGGCAACCCCGGCUGGCAAUUGUCGUCAUGAAGCUGCCUAGUGGGUAGGGAGGCCGGGGCUUGUCCAACCUAGCUUUCGCCGCCAUCGCCUUCCAACAUCGAGACAACACACCUUCAACCAUCUCCCAAAACCUCCGGACUGCAAAACGGCCCUCAGGUUUCCUUCCAUCUCCAUCUCCCUUCCUUCGUAUCCCAUUCCCCCAGGUCAACAAGAUUCUGAAUCUUUGAUCUCCCACACACACCACCAUUUCCAUUAGGACCGUCGCUUGGCCUUGAGCUACCGACGUCUUACCGGCAAACCGCCAGCACAUCUCCCGAGCUCUCAACAAACCACGCCUUCGUUUGCACAUCCAUAUCUUCCUGCAAGCAAACAGUCAAGAUGGCCCCUGAACCCAACCCAGACCACACCGAGAAGAAGAGCCAUUUGAUGGACGCUUCUGGCGCCGAGCGCAAGGAAGAGGAUGACACCGCAACCGCCAUCCUCAAGAAGAAGAAGAAGCCCAACCAGCUUAUGGUUACCGAUGCCGUCAACGAUGACAACUCCAUCAUCGCCCUCUCAAACAACACCAUGGACGCUCUCCAGCUGUUCCGUGGCGAUACCGUCCUUGUCCGAGGCAAGAAGAGGAAGGACACCGUGCUUGUUGUCCUCGGUGAUGAUGACCUCGAUGAUGGCAGCUGUCGUCUGAACCGCGUGGUCCGACACAACCUCCGUGUGAAGCACGGCGAUAUUAUCACCAUCCACGCCUGCCCCGAUAUCAAAUAUGCCAAGAGAAUCGCGGUUCUGCCGAUCGCCGACACAGUCGAAGGUCUCACCGGCUCUCUAUUCGACGUUUUCCUUGCCCCAUAUUUCCGAGAGGCUUACCGGCCAGUCCGCCAAGGCGACCUUUUCAUCGCCCGUGGAGGUAUGAGAGCAGUCGAGUUCAAGGUCGUCGAGGUUGACCCCCCCGAGUACGGUAUCGUCGCCCAGGACACAGUCAUCCACUGCGAGGGCGAGCCGAUCCAGCGUGACGAGGAGGAGAACAACCUGAACGAAGUGGGCUACGAUGACAUCGGUGGAUGCCGCAAGCAGAUGGCACAGAUUCGUGAGAUGGUUGAGCUUCCACUGCGACACCCCCAGUUGUUCAAGUCCAUCGGCAUCAAGCCCCCUCGUGGUGUGCUCUUGUUCGGUCCCCCGGGUACCGGUAAGACACUGAUGGCUCGAGCUGUCGCCAACGAGACUGGAGCUUUCUUCUUCCUGAUCAACGGCCCUGAAAUCAUGUCCAAGAUGGCCGGUGAAUCCGAGUCGAACCUGCGGAAGGCUUUCGAGGAAGCCGAGAAGAACUCGCCCGCUAUCAUCUUCAUCGAUGAGAUCGAUUCGAUCGCCCCCAAGCGUGAGAAGACUAACGGAGAGGUCGAGCGUCGUGUUGUUUCCCAGCUCCUGACACUCAUGGACGGCAUGAAGGCUCGGUCCAACGUCGUCGUUAUGGCCGCCACCAACCGACCCAACUCUAUCGACCCAGCUCUGCGUCGUUUCGGCCGUUUCGACCGUGAGGUCGACAUCGGCAUUCCCGACCCAACUGGUCGUCUCGAGAUCUUGCAGAUCCAUACCAAGAACAUGAAGCUUGGUGACGACGUCGACCUGGAGCAAAUUGCUGCCGAGACCCACGGUUACGUCGGUUCCGAUGUUGCUGCUCUCUGCUCGGAGGCCGCCAUGCAGCAGAUUCGUGAGAAGAUGGACCUGAUCGACCUCGACGAGGACACCAUCGACGCUGAGGUUCUUGACUCUCUUGGAGUUACCAUGGAGAACUUCCGAUUUGCUCUUGGUGUUUCUAACCCGUCCGCCCUUCGUGAGGUCGCCGUUGUCGAGGUGCCUAACGUCCGCUGGGAAGACAUUGGUGGCCUUGAGGGCGUCAAGCAGGAGCUCAAGGAGCAGGUGCAGUACCCUGUGGACCACCCCGAGAAGUUCCUCAAGUUUGGCAUGUCUCCUUCUCGCGGUGUUCUCUUCUAUGGUCCUCCCGGUACGGGUAAGACGAUGUUGGCAAAGGCUGUUGCCAACGAGUGCUCGGCCAACUUCAUUUCCGUCAAGGGUCCCGAGCUACUGAGUAUGUGGUUCGGUGAGUCUGAGAGUAACAUCCGAGACAUCUUUGACAAGGCUCGCGCCGCCGCGCCCUGCAUUGUCUUCCUGGAUGAGCUUGACUCCAUCGCCAAGGCUCGUGGUGGUUCCGUUGGAGACGCCGGUGGUGCCUCGGACCGUGUUGUCAACCAGCUUCUGACCGAGAUGGACGGCAUGACUUCAAAGAAGAACGUUUUCGUCAUUGGUGCCACCAACCGACCGGAGCAGCUCGACCCUGCACUGUGCCGUCCGGGCCGUCUGGACUCCCUCAUCUACGUCCCUCUGCCCGACGAGGCCGGUCGUCUUGGUAUCCUUCAGGCUCAGCUCCGCAAGACGCCAGUGUCAUCCAACAUCGACAUUCCUUACAUCGCGUCCAAGACUCACGGCUUCUCCGGUGCCGAUCUGGGUUUCAUCACCCAGCGUGCUGUCAAGCUGGCCAUCAAGGAGUCCAUCGCUCUCGACAUCGAGCGCACCAAGGCACGCGAGGCUGCUGGCGAGGAUGUCGACAUGGAGGAUGAUGCCGAGGACCCGGUGCCCGAGCUCGAGAAGCGCCACUUUGAGGAGGCCAUGCAGAUGGCCCGUCGUUCCGUUACAGACGUCGAGAUCCGCCGAUACGAGGCCUUUGCCCAGCAGAUGAAGAACGCCGGCCCUGGCGCGUACUUCAAGUUCCCCGAAGCCGACUCCGCCGCCGCCAACGCGGCCGACUCCUUCGGCGACGCUGGCAACGAUGAUGGUCUGUACGACUAAGUGCAUGCAUAGUGCAUACACUGUAUGGCACCUCAACCGUCUGUAUUUUAGUCUCCUUGGUUGGUGCGAUCGAAGUGAGGCUUUGGAGCUACUGCUUGGUUCAAGGCUUUCGAGACGAGUCGUCCAUCUCGCACAUCGAUUCAGGCGGAUAAAUGGAAGAAAUCAUCCCCAUUGCAGGAUUAUCUGGGUCAGGGCCAGCUCUUUGGGGUGGGACUCGCGACGUCCUUUAGUGAAAGUGCCCCACUGCCACUGAAGCCGACGGCUCCACACAUAGACUGCGAUCUUGGGAGUUUUCUGGCUGCCUUGGCGCAGGCGAUCUGGAUUACGAUAGAUUUCCUUAAUGAGAGAGUUGCUUUUUAUGAAUGAAAUUGAACUACACAAAA